Messenger RNA from Trichechus manatus latirostris (Florida manatee), 693 nucleotides. RefSeq names its product CD7 molecule (gene CD7). Gene Ontology annotation, cellular component: membrane. The transcript has 3 exons. NCBI's taxonomy places the organism in Eukaryota, Metazoa, Chordata, Mammalia, Sirenia, Trichechidae. The record is from RefSeq and is a predicted model, not a curated record. Gene Ontology annotation, biological process: adaptive immune response. Bases 1 to 651 code for a protein of 216 amino acids. Gene Ontology annotation, molecular function: signaling receptor activity.
AUGCCAGCUGUCCCCGGGCCCUGCAUCGUCCCCAGCUCCAUCCCCUGGCCCCAGCAGGCCGGUGGUGACAUGCCAGGUCCCCCCCCUCCAGAGGUACUGCAGUCCCCCUGCUAUGCAAUUGUCCCGGAGGGCAGCUCCGUCAACAUCACCUGCUCCAGCAGCGGCUGGCUGAGGGGGAUCUACCUCAACCGAGACUGGCCCAGCGCCUCUAGUCCCAUCAGCUACUAUGAGGACGGCAAGACGCCCACCGUGGACAAGCUGUUCCGGAUGCGCAUCAACUUCUCGGGGUCACAGCACAACCUGACUAUCACCAUGCAGCGCCUGCAGCCUGCCGACACUGGCGUCUACACCUGCCAGGCCAUCGUGGACGACAAGAUCUCGGGCGCCGGAACCCUGGUUGUGGUGACAGACAAAUCGUCCCCCAGAGCAGACUUAUGCCGGAACGACUGGGCGAGAGCCUUUGGCCUCCCUGUGGCCCUGGCCGUGUGCUGCUUCCUCGCCGGGCUGGUCCUGGGGGUGGUGUGUGCACCGAGGACGACGCAGAUCAAGAAGCUCUGCUCGAGGACGGACCGGAGCGCAGACGUCGUGGUCUAUGAGGACAUGUCCUGCAGCCGCCAUAACACCCUGUCCAUCCCCAACCAGUACCAGUGAGCCUGGCACCGAGCACCUGCCACAGCAGACCUCAGAGAGAAC